This is a messenger RNA of Silurus meridionalis, 2048 nucleotides long. RefSeq names its product cell division cycle 73, Paf1/RNA polymerase II complex component, homolog (S. cerevisiae) (gene cdc73). Gene Ontology annotation, cellular component: Cdc73/Paf1 complex. The transcript has 17 exons. NCBI's taxonomy places the organism in Eukaryota, Metazoa, Chordata, Actinopteri, Siluriformes, Siluridae. Gene Ontology annotation, biological process: positive regulation of transcription elongation by RNA polymerase II; transcription elongation by RNA polymerase II. Gene Ontology annotation, molecular function: RNA polymerase II complex binding. The record is from RefSeq and is a predicted model, not a curated record. Bases 44 to 1636 code for a protein of 530 amino acids.
ACUACAACAUUAUUCCUGCGCGAAGGCGAGUGGGGGGGAAAAGAUGGCGGACGUGUUGAGUGUGCUGCGGCAGUACAACAUCCAGAAGAAGGAGAUCAUCGCGAAAGGCGACGAGGUCAUCUUCGGGGAGUUCUCCUGGCCGAAGAAUGUCAAAACGAACUAUGUCAUCUGGGGGACAGGGAAAGAAGGUCAGCCGAAGGAGUACUACACUCUGGACUCCAUUCUGUUCCUGCUCAACAAUGUGCACCUUCCUCAUCCGUCCUACGUCCGGCGUGCUGCUACAGAGAACAUUCCUGUAGUCAGAAGACCAGACAGAAAGGACCUACUCUCAUAUCUCAAUGGAGAAAGCUCUUCAUCAACAAGUAUCGACAGAAGUGCUCCCAUCGAGAUUGGCCUCCAGCGGCCCACACAGGUGAAAAGGGCUGCAGACGAAGUGUCUUCUGAAGCUAAAAAGCCGCGAGUUGAGGAUGAAGAGCGGGUGCGUCUGGAUAAGGAGCGUCUGGCUGCUCGUCUGGAAGGCCAUAAGGAAGGCAUUGUGCAGACGGAUCAGAUCCGCUCGCUCUCGGAGGCCAUGUCGGUGGAAAAGAUCGCCGCCAUCAAAGCCAAGAUCAUGGCCAAGAAACGCUCGACCAUCAAAACCGACCUGGACGACGACAUCACGCUGAAGCAGAGGAGUUUCGUGGACGCCGAGGUGGACGUGACGAGGGACAUCGUGAGCAGGGAGAGAGUGUGGCGGACCAGGACCACCAUCUUACAGAGCAGCGGCAAGAACUUCUCCAAAAGCAUCUUUGCCAUCCUGCAGUCGGUGAAGGCGAGAGAGGAGGGACGCGCCCCGGAGCAAAGACCGGCUCAGAACCCGACACAGACGGAUGCGGCGAUUCGGAACAAACAGCCGGUGCCGGCGGCGUACAACAGAUACGAUCAGGAGCGAUUCAAAGGGAAAGAGGAAACUGAGGGCUUCAAAAUCGACACGAUGGGAACCUACCACGGCAUGACGCUCAAAUCCGUGACGGAAGGAGCGUCGGCGCGGAAGGCCCAGACCCCGGCUCUGCAGCCUGUUCCGAGACCAGUUUCUCAAGCCAGACCUCCUCCAAACCAAAAGAAAGGCUCGAGAACACCGAUCAUCAUCAUCCCGGCUGCUACGACGUCUCUAAUCACCAUGCUCAAUGCCAAGGACCUGCUGCAGGACCUGAAGUUCAUGACAUCCGAAGAGAAGAAGAAGCAGGGCAUCCAGAGGGACAACGAGGUUCUUCUGCAGAGGCGUAAGGAGCAGCUUCAACCAGGAGGAUCCACCAUCAGUGUCACGGUUCCUUACAGAGUGAUCGACCAACCCCUCAAACUGGCACCUCAGGACUGGGACCGCGUGGUGGCCGUGUUCGUCCAGGGGCCCGCCUGGCAGUUUAAGGGCUGGCCGUGGCUCCUGCCGGAUGGAUCUCCUGUGGACAUUUUCGCCAAAAUCCGAGCGUUCCACCUGAAGUACGACGAGGUGCGCAUGGACCCUAACGUGCAGAAAUGGGACGUGACCGUGCUGGAGCUCAGCCACCACAAGCGCCACCUCGACCGGCCCGUCUUCCUGCGCUUCUGGGAGACACUGGACAAGUACAUGGUGAAACACAAGUCACACCUGCGCUUCUGAAUCCGCUUCAUCUUUGCUUGAAAUCUCUGCGUGUGGAUUUGCCUCGAUAAAGCCAGCAGCACUUUUAGUCAGGCAUUUAACAGCGUAUCGGGGUGUGUGUGUGUGUGUGUGUGUGUGUGUGUGUGUGUGUGUGUGUGUGUGUGUGUGUGUGUGUGUGUGUGGGCGUGUGUGUGGGCGCGUGUGUGUAAGAGCGAGAGAUGGCAAGUGAGCUUCUCCACUUUGUAUUUUUUCCAUGCAGUUGUGGGUGAGAGAGAGAGAGAAAUAUCUCGAACAGGAAAUGAGAUCAUGUAGAAGUGUCUUUCUUUUUGUUUUUCUUCUUCUUUCUGUUUUUCUUUUUUAUAUUCUGAUGUAAGUGGAUGAAGGUGGAGCUGCUCCUGAUGCUAGUCUAAUAAAACAACUGCCGUUUGUAAAA